Molecule: messenger RNA, 738 nt
Organism: Racocetra persica
Lineage: Eukaryota; Fungi; Glomeromycota; Glomeromycetes; Diversisporales; Gigasporaceae
Source: the annotation of a GenBank genome assembly
AUGAGCACGCAUCAACAUUCAAUACUUGAAAAUGUUUCGGCUACAAACACGUCUCAUUCAAAGGUUACAUUAAAACCUCUUCCUACAACUUCAAGAUUAUCAACCAAUUCAGCAGAAACAGUUGAAAACAUUUCUUUAGAAGGAGAUGAGACAGACCAAACAAAAUUAAUAAAGGAAAAGAAUAGAGUACCGAUACAAGCAGCUAAAGUUGGUAUACAGUCAUCAACAUCCUCAAUAACGGACCAGGAAGAGUCAUGUGAUCGUAAAAAUUCCAAGUCGUUGUUAGGGAGGUCACUUUCUUUUCUAAAUCGUAAAGAAGAACGACAGUCACAGUUAGUAAAAAUACAUAAAUAUACAAUUUAUGAUAAUGAAAAAGAAGAAUUUAUCGAAAUUGUAGAAGAAGAAUGGGAAGGAGAUGGACCACCACCACGACAAUCCAUAACUUCACAACAUAAAAGUAUUGUUUUUGUUGAUAAAGAUUUACCAAGUUUACCAGAACCAAUUCCCAAGAAAGAAGAAAAUAAAUUUAUAAAAUUUUAUAGAUGGGCCGAAAAGAAAUGGCUUCAAAACAAAAAAAGAAAUAUAAUCACUUUAGGAGUUACUUUAUUUUUAUUUUUUAUUCUUAUCAUCCUUGCCGCUGCUGGAGUUUUCUCGAAUCAUGGAAAUAAUAAUAAUGGUCAAGGAAAUGCUGAUAAUCAUAGCAUUAAAUAUGUAGCUUCUUCCAAUCAUGGCUCUUAA